AGAUCAUGCAUGAUGUCAUCAAGAAAGUUAAGAAGAAGGGGGAGUGGAAGGUGCUGGUGGUGGACCAGUUAAGCAUGAGGAUGCUGUCCUCCUGCUGCAAGAUGACAGACAUCAUGACCGAGGGAAUCACAAUUGUGGAGGAUAUCAACAAGCGCAGAGAGCCGCUCCCCAGCCUAGAGUCGGUCCACUCUCUCAUCAGUGACUUCAAGGACCCACCAACUGCUAAAUACCGGGCUGCACAUGUGUUCUUCACAGACUCAUGUCCAGAUGCCCUGUUUAACGAGCUGGUAAAAUCUCGAGCAGCCAAAGUCAUCAAGACGCUGACGGAAAUCAACAUUGCAUUUCUGCCCUAUGAGUCCCAGGUGUAUUCCCUGGACUCUGCUGAUUCUUUUCAAAGCUUCUACAGCCCUCACAAGGCUCAGAUGAAGAAUCCUAUCCUGGAACGCCUGGCAGAGCAGAUUGCAACCCUGUGUGCCACCCUAAAGGAGUACCCAGCUGGUAUCGGGGAGGGUUUGAAAGUGAAAUACAAAGUCAGGGAGUACAAGGACAAUGCAUUGCUGGCUCAGCUGAUCCAGGACAAGCUGGAUGCUUAUAAAGCUGAUGACCCAACAAUGGGGGAGGGUCCUGACAAGGCACGGUCCCAGCUCCUGAUCCUGGAUCGUGGCUUUGACCCCAGCUCUCCUGUGCUUCAUGAAUUGACUUUUCAGGCUAUGAGUUAUGAUCUGCUGCCUAUUGAAAAUGACGUUUACAAAUAUGAGACCAGCGGCAUUGGAGAGGCACGUGUGAAGGAGGUGCUUCUGGAUGAGGACGAUGACCUGUGGAUCGCGCUGCGUCACAAGCACAUCGCAGAGGUGUCCCAGGAGGUCACCCGGUCUCUGAAGGACUUUUCCUCUAGCAAGAGGAUGAAUACUGGAGAGAAGACCACCAUGCGGGAUCUCUCCCAGAUGCUGAAGAAAAUGCCGCAGUACCAGAAGGAGCUCAGCAAGUAUUCGACUCACCUGCACCUUGCUGAAGACUGUAUGAAGCAUUACCAAGGCACCGUAGACAAACUCUGCCGCGUGGAACAGGAUCUGGCAAUGGGCACAGAUGCUGAGGGGGAGAAAAUCAAGGACCCCAUGAGAGCCAUUGUCCCCAUCCUGCUGGAUGCAAACGUCAGCACUUACGACAAAAUCCGCAUCAUCCUUCUCUACAUCUUCCUUAAGAACGGCAUCACUGAGGAAAACCUAAACAAGCUCAUCCAGCAUGCCCAGAUCCCUCCAGAGGACAGUGAGAUCAUCACCAACAUGGCUCACCUUGGUGUGCCCAUCGUCACAGACUCGACACUACGUCGUAGGAGCAAGCCAGAGCGGAAGGAGCGCAUCAGUGAGCAGACCUACCAGCUCUCACGAUGGACCCCAAUCAUUAAGGACAUCAUGGAGGACACUAUUGAAGACAAACUGGAUACAAAGCACUACCCAUACAUCUCUACCCGCUCCUCUGCUUCCUUCAGCACCACCGCUGUCAGCGCCCGCUAUGGACACUGGCACAAGAAUAAAGCCCCCGGGGAAUACAGAAGCGGCCCCCGCCUCAUUAUUUUCAUCCUUGGAGGUGUGAGCCUGAAUGAGAUGCGCUGCGCUUAUGAAGUGACACAGGCCAACGGCAAGUGGGAAGUGCUGAUAGGUUCUACUCACAUUCUCACUCCCACCAAAUUCCUCAUGGACCUGAGACACCCCGACUUCAGGGAGUCCUCUAGGGUAUCUUUUGAGGAUCAGGCUCCAACAAUGGAGUGAGAGCCAAAGAAACAAAGAUCCACGCACAUUCUCACCCCACAGAAACUGCUGGACACGCUGAAGAAGCUGAAUAAAACAGAUGAAGAAAUAAGCAGUUAAAAACAUAAGCCGCCCCCACAAAACCCUGACUCCCUUCCCACAGUGCUCUGCAGCUCCCCAGCGCAAUGCCUCGGUUACUCUGCUGCCUCCCCAGCCCUGCACGCCCUGGCCACCCCCUUGCCACGCUGAGUCCUUCUCCUGUGCAAAGACAUCCUAUCUUGUCCUUUGAAAAGCAAGAGAGUAAUGUGUUGUUUUUUAAAAAGUGAGUAUCUUCUGUAUGUAUCCCACAAGAAGUUGACAUGCAAGAGCCACACUGCAGAAGCAUCAGAACUCUAGACCAAGUGGACUCUCUCCUUAUUUAUGAUCCCGUGACCUGUACAUAGCCCUGUACCGUGUGCCGUAUGCGCACAUUGCUUGAGUAUGGAAAGGUAGAUGUGUGGGUGUUUCUCAA
Messenger RNA from Cricetulus griseus (Chinese hamster), 2259 nucleotides. Lineage: Eukaryota; Metazoa; Chordata; Mammalia; Rodentia; Cricetidae. The record is from RefSeq and is a predicted model, not a curated record.